AUGGGUGUUCCAGGCUUCUAUCGUUGGGCUGUGAAGAGGGUGCCAUACCUUCGUGCCAAAAGUUGUGGCUUACCAUAUGAAUUUGACAAUCUGUACUUGGACUUCAAUGGAGUCGUGCACACUUGUGUGAAUGACUGGAGUCUCCAAGAGCAAGAAGAGUUCCUUUUCCGUCUCAUUGAGGCUCAAUUGGCAGUCUUGCUGUCCAUUGUCAACCCCAAGGUGCUUCUCUACAUUGCCCUUGAUGGUGUUGCCCCUCGGGCCAAGAUGAAUCAGCAGAGGUCAAGGCGCUUCCGCAAAGCUCAAGAGACCGAUGCUGAAGAUGGACUGACGGAAGCGGUCGAGCUCUUUGAUCGGAAUGCUAUCACUCCAGGGACCCCUUUCAUGCUGCGGUUGUCUGAGCGGCUUCGCAGUUGGGCGGAAGCACAGGCGGCAAACCCCGACUUGAAGGGCGUGACGAUUGUCAUAUCUUGUGAUCGCGAUCCAGGCGAAGGCGAGCAUAAGAUCAUGAAUGUGAUCCGUUCGCAUCCGGAGCACACUCACUGCCUUUGCAGCAAUGACGCAGACUUGGUCUUAUUGGGGUUGGUUUGCCGAUCUGAGCAUGUAUACUUGCUUCGCACGAAGCCAAACUAUGAAAAGAGGGUUCGCCCGGACUCCGCUGCACAGGAUUCCGACCAAAGAGAAUUGCUCUUGGAGGGUGGCUCGCAGCCAGCAGUUGAGGACUACGAGAUGCUCAGCAUUGUGGCCUUACGUGCUUGGCUAUGCAGCCAGUUCCCAGAUUGCAUACCGCAUCGCUUAUUGGCAGACUUCGUGGCCAUGUGCUGCUUGGUGGGCAAUGAUUUCUUGCCUCAUAUGGCUGCCUUGGAUAUCUAUGAUGGAGGCUUGGACAAGCUCUUGGCCGCGUACUACCAGCUGCGUCCUGCACAACAUGGGUAUUUGACUCGAGAGGACUUGACUCUUGAGCUCCCCCGGUGGUCUGGCCUUUUGGAGCAGGUUGCCCAGGAUGAAUGCGAACUCCUUUUAGACAUGGUACAUCUUGGCUUGGGGCCAAAGCAGCUUCAUUACCGCGGGCCUGGCCCUCCACCUGCGGAUUGGGAUGGCCUGUCUGUGGUGGUCUGGUAUGUUCCACGAAAGACCACAGAGGAGCAGCUGAUGGCAGCGAUGUCAAAGCAAGGUUGUCAAGUUCGAAGUGUUCAUCGACUGAAAGAAUACAAAGGAAGUUCUUGGUUGGUCCAUUUCAGCGAUGCCCAGUCAGCUGUGAAUACGAUUGUUUCAACUCGCCGCAUAGAAGGCCGACGUUUGGAGGUGGCAUGGGCUAAGCCCAGCUCUUUGCAGUUGGAAGAGCUGCCUGAGCCUUCAACUGUGGCUGAGUGGCGUUCGGUACUUCACACCGUAGUGCGCGAGAGCUUUGAAUACUGGCUUGGUCCUGAAAAUCUACCCAACGAUGCCUUUCUUCGAAGACAUGUGCGAAAGCGUCGAGAUCGCUUCGUGCCCCUGCGUGUCUUUGCCGCCUUUCGGCGCCUGAAGAUUUGGAUGCAAGACCUGACGCAAUUGGCAGAUGUGUUGCGAUCUUCUGAGAUCUUGGAGGUCAUGGGUGAAGGCCGUGAGGCCAUGGUCCGGGCGAAGGAGGACCACAGCCGAAAGCCUGAGGAGAGCAAAGAACAGGCAUGGAGGGAGCAAAAGCCGGGGAAAAGCCAGAGACAUGCUGGAGAACAUGUUGAGGCUGUCCAGAAACUCCUUCCAGAGUAUAAUGCACGCUAUUCAGGGCCAGUGGCGACUGGUUCACCUCCCGCAGAAGAUGCAGCUGCAGUGCAGCCUGGAACCUAUCAAACUGUGAGGUUUUAUCCAGCACAUUACCCGCCUUUGUGUGUGACUGGGCUGCACCGAGAUUACUUGUGCCGUGAAAGCCCUGUUGGCACUGUUCAGAGGCCAGUGGCUCCGGAACUGCAGCUCUUAGCCGUCCUGCCAGCGCAGUCGGCGCCGCUGCUGCCGGCAGCUUUGCGUCCUUUGGUUGAGGCGGCAGCAGCUAUACUGCUUGCUGCCACUGAAAACAUUGAGAGGGGUGGCAAAGGAGCCAAAGGCGAUGGAAGUCUGCCUGAAGAGGCUGAGAUUCCUCACUACUACGAAGUGGUGCUUUUCUCUGACGACGUCUUUCCUGUUGCACUCGAUAUUGCUAGCAAAUGGAACAUUCCGGUUACAGGUGUUUUGCACCGGGACUUCUGCAAGAAGAAACGAAAUCACUUUGUGAAGGACCUCUCAAAGCUGGGCAGAAAACUUGAUCGGGUUCUAAUGAUUGAUCACGAUCCUGUUGCUUUCGAGCUACAGCCUGAGAAUGGCAUUCUUAUUCGACCCUUUGAUGGGGAUCCCUCUGACACCGAGCUUGCUGACUUGCUGGAGUUCCUAAAGGCUGCUGCUUCAACCCCGAUGGAUCUUCGGAAGUUCGUUCAGAAGUAUGGUGGCGGAGAUGAGGAUGUCGGCAGGCGCUAUUUGCUAGAAAGGCAAGAGCAGGGCAAGCUGAUUGAGAAGAAAAGGGUGCUUGGAAGGGCCAUUGGAGCUCGAUCUGGCUUUGCACAGCCCGGACAGCCCGUGACCAAGCCUAGUGUGCUUGGAAUUGAAGCAUGGCAAAACUGGUGCAGAAUGAUAGGGCAGACGGUCCUAGUAAGGACGGGCAACUUUGGCAUGCCACGAUAG
This is a messenger RNA of Durusdinium trenchii, 2688 nucleotides long. NCBI's taxonomy places the organism in Eukaryota, Dinophyceae, Suessiales, Symbiodiniaceae. The record is from the annotation of a GenBank genome assembly.